This is a messenger RNA of Rhopalosiphum padi (bird cherry-oat aphid), 2483 nucleotides long. RefSeq names its product lissencephaly-1 homolog (gene Lis-1). Gene Ontology annotation, molecular function: protein binding. The transcript has 9 exons. The record is from RefSeq and is a predicted model, not a curated record. Lineage: Eukaryota; Metazoa; Arthropoda; Insecta; Hemiptera; Aphididae. Bases 254 to 1489 code for a protein of 411 amino acids.
AAUACAACAAACAUUAAAUAAAGUGAAAAAUAUCGUUUUCUUGAAAUGAAAUUCUCUUAAUUAAAUAAUUGUAGUUAAAUAACUAUUUUGAAUAAAAUAUUUAAGGUUUUUUCAAGUGAUAAAUCAUUUGUAAUUAUUCUGUCAUAGAAUAUAAUAUUGUUAUAUGACAAUAAUUUUCGUCAUUUACCAUCUGGAACAGGUUGAAGAAAAUAUAAUUUAAAUAGUUACAAAUAAAUCAAAUUUUUAGACAGUCAUGAAAAUGGUGCUGUCACAAAGACAACGUGAAGAAUUAAAUAAAGCAAUUGCUGAUUAUCUUAGUAGCAAUAGUUAUCACAAUGCCUUGGAAGGAUUAAAAAAAGAUGCAGAUAUGCCUGGUGAAGUAGAAAAUAAAUAUGGUGGUUUACUUGAGAAAAAAUGGACAUCUGUAAUUAGACUGCAAAAGAAGGUAAGCGAGCUUGAAUCCAAACUUUCUGAGUAUGAAAAAGAAAUUAAUUCCGGAGCUCCAAAAAGAGCAUUGCGUUCUCCAAGUGAUUGGAUACCAAGAGCCCCUGAAACGCACUGUUUAACUGGUCAUAGAGAGACUGUCAUCAAAGUUAUAUUUCAUCCUGUUUUUAAUAUUCUUGUGUCUGCAAGUGAAGACGCUACUAUAAAAAGUUGGGAUUAUGAGACUGGCGAGUAUGAGAGAACUUUAAAAGGUCAUACAGAAGCUAUUCAAGAUAUUGCAUUUGAUGAAAGUGGCAAACUAUUAGUUUCCUGUAGUGCUGAUAUGACCAUAAAACUUUGGGAUUUCAGUCAAACAUAUGAAUGUAUCCGUUCGAUGCAUGGUCAUGAACAUAGUGUGUCUGGAGUAUGUUUUCUUAAAGGAGGAGAUUUCAUAGUUUCUUCUUCAAGAGAUAAAACAAUUAAAAUGUGGGAAGUAAAUACAGGAUACUGUGUUAAAACAUUUACUGGUCAUCGUGAAUGGGUCAGAAAAGUCAAAGUUUCCCCCUGUGGUCAAUUUUUAGCUUCAUGUUCUAACGACCAUACUGUUAAAGUUUGGAUAAUUUCUGCUACUCAGUGUAAAGCUGAUUUACGAGGACAUGAACAUGUAGUUGAAUGUAUAGCUUGGGCACCAGCUGCGUCUUCAUCAGCAAUUAAUGAAGGAGCUGGAGUAGAUCAGAAAAAAAAUGGUUAUGAAGGUCCUUUUAUUAUAUCUGGAUCAAGAGAUAAAUCAAUUAAGAUGUGGGAUGUUGCAUCACGUUCAUGUUUAUUUACUAUGAUUGGACAUGAUAAUUGGGUGCGUGGUUUAGUUUUUCAUCCUGGUGGUAAAUAUGUUAUAUCAGCAAGCGAUGAUAAAACACUUAGAAUUUGGGAUUUGGCUAAUAAACGUAAUAUGAAAACACUAUUGGCUCAUGGACACUUUUGUACCACAGUUGAUUUCCAUAGAUCACAACCAUUUGUAAUAACAGGUAGUGUAGACAAGACAAUAAAAGUUUGGGACUGCCGUUAAUAUUUUUGUUUGGUCAAUAAAUUUAUAUAAUGUUCAUUAUUCUUUGCUAAUUUUAAACAGUAUCUCCACAAAGAAGUUUUAAUUUUCUAGUCUAUCAUAGAAGUGUAGGUAGUUUAUUUCCCAAGUUUUAUUUGUAUAAAUGUAGCACUGCAUUUUUUAUUUAUAAAGAAAUGCUCUAUUCUUUAUGUAUUGUAGGUAUGUGUAAUUUUUAUUAUUUUUCUCAUUACUAGUUUUUAAUAAAGUUAUAGGUUAAAAAUAAAAUAUUAUUUUAUUUGAAUACUUGCUUUUCGUUUAUGACGAUGUAUAAUUUUAUUAGAAUACUCUUAUUUUAAUUAAGCAUUUUAAAUUAUAAUUAUUUUUUGUAUAAUGCUUAACUUAGAUAUAACCAAAUUCAGCUUAAUUGAAAUGUUUUUUUUAUUAUAUUACUAUUAAUAUGUUUCUUUUAUAAUUACAAAACCAUUAAUAUAUUGGCAUAUUAAGUUAUUAUAUUAAUAUAUUAAGAGUCAUUGCAUCUAAGUAAUUAAGCAUCUUUUAUUUUGUUCAUUAAAAAUAUGUUUUCUUUCAUUUGUGUUAUACCAUAUGAAAAUUAUAUGUCUCUUAAAUAACAUUAAACUUUUUGUAUCAUAUUUAUAUUUUGAUCAGUGGCUUGACAAAUUUAAAAUAUUUCAAAAGCUAGUCUAAUAUGAUUAUUCACCAAUGCACCUAAAACUUGAUAAAGGCAUUUACUGUCAUAUUUUUAACUGUUUGUAUUAAAUACUAAAUUAUUACCCAUUAUCCACUUAACAUACCUUAAAAAACUUAUCCCCUUUUACAAAGCCACUGCAAAUGGUUUAUAGGCAAUUAAACUACCAAAACCUAUUUACCAGAACAGGUCCAGUGCCAUUAAUUAUAGUGGAAUUAUUAUAAUUUCUUAAAUGCAUAACUUUUGUAUACAAUUAAGCUUUUUCAUAAUCAAUUUAAUUUAUAAUUUACUGUAUUAAAUUUAGUGAUUGGA